AUUGUUUUAAUUUAAGAGGGAAUUAAGAGCUAUUAAUAAUCAAUUAGAAAAUUAGUUAAUUAGAAAAAGCUUAUUAAAUUGAAAAAAAAGUAAACAUAAAACAAAACAAUAAGAAAUAUUAAGUAAUCAAAUAAAAUCAAUAGCUAUCCUAAAAAUUUAUUAAAGAUGAAUAAAUACCUUGUUUUAUUAGUUCUUCUUGCAUUCGCUAGAUAAGCCAAUGCUGUAUGCGCUGCAAACGCUUCAGGUGUCAUUGGUAGCUGUUUAUGUAAUUAAGGAUACUAUGGCUCAAAUGCAGAAAACGGAGGAAGUUGCACUUAAUGUCCAGCUGGUUCAACAACAGCUGCUCCUUCAAUAGCAAAUGGAGGAAACACUAAUUCUAGUGUUGAUGUAAGCGUUUGCAACCUAUGUUAACUUAACUAUUAUAUGACAACAGCUGCAGCAGCAGCCAAUGGUGGAACUCCUGCCAGUGGCGCUUCUUGCUCUUAAUGCACUGGAGGUUCUGGAAAUACUGUCAAUUAAAGCUCUGCUGGUGAUGCUAGUUAAUGUAAUACUUGUAAAGCUAAUUAUUACAUGACUGCAGUAGCCUCUGGCAGUUCAGCAGCUACUUGUUCAGCAUGCACCAAUGGAAGUGGAAAUACAGGAGUUAACUCAGCAGGUAAUGCUUCUUAAUGCAACAUUUGUAAACCAAAUUAUUAUAUGAGUACUGCCGCUAGUGGUACUUCUGCAGCAACUUGCGUUCAAUGUCCAGGAAAUUCUGGUAAUCUUACUGGGGCUACCUCUGCAGGAGAUGCUUCUUAAUGUAAUGGAUGCUUACCAAACUUUUACAUGACUGCUCUUCCUGCAACUGGAAGUGCAGCAACUUGUUCUGCUUGUCCAUAAUAUACAUUCAGUUACUUCAAUACUUAAAUAGGAUUUUGUACCUGUUAUGACCCUAAUGCUUAACCUUUAACUGCUUAAAACUAAACAUGCUAAUGCUAUGUAGGAUAUUCAGGAACACCUGCAUAAACAGCAGGUGCUCCCUCAGGCUGUCUUGUUUGUUUAUCUGGCUGGUAUUCACCAGGAGCUGGAGCUGCUUGUAUUUAAUGCCCACCUGGAGCUUCAGCUACUGCAAACCAAGGAGCUUGUGUUUGCAAUGAUAACAGUACAGGAACUAUACCUUGGAGUUCUUCAACUAAUGUUUGCUAAUGCUAAGCUAAUUAUUAUGGCGAUUUUUCUUAAGCACUCACUUACGGAGUUACAGGUACUUGUACUCCCUGCCCUGCAGGUAGUUCAUCAGCAAUAGGAGCAGCUAAAUAAUUAACUGAUUGCAUAGGUGCAAGUUCUGUAGUUAGUUCUGGUUCAACUUCAACUACAGGUACUUCUUCUGGUUCUACUGGUUCAUAUAUUCUUACCUUCGUAUCUUUAUUGCUUUCAUGCUACUUAAUUAUUUGA
Molecule: messenger RNA, 1431 nt
Organism: Tetrahymena thermophila SB210
Lineage: Eukaryota; Ciliophora; Oligohymenophorea; Hymenostomatida; Tetrahymenidae
Product: immobilization antigen
Exons: 1
Source: RefSeq, a predicted model, not a curated record